UCUAUAGUAUAAAUAAAUAUAUCAAAGUUUCUUGCGAAAAUACAAGAAUGGAAGAUACAAAUCUGAAUGAAGUGCUUACUAUAAAAAAUUCGAUAAAAAUUGCGAAACUAAGCGAGCCAUCCAAUGUCGAACCAUUAAAAUUGAAAAGGUAUAAGAAAAGAUGGAUAAUACUGAUCAUCUAUAUGAUUUAUAAUGGGGCAGGUGCUUAUCAAUGGAUAGAAUAUUCGAUUAUAACUAACGUAGUCACCAGAUACUAUGGAGUAUCUUCGUUAAUGGUCGACUGGACAUCGAUGAUAUUCAUGCUGCUUUAUGUCAUAUUUGUAAUACCAGUGCAAUAUAUAUCAGACAAGUGCGGUCUGCGAUGGACCGCCAUUUUAGGCAGCGGUUUGAUUUGCCUGGGCUCAUGGAUAAAAAUCUUUUCUAUUCAUACCGACAACUUCUACAUCGUUUUCAUCGGUCAGUCUAUAGUCGGAUUUAGCCAGACUCUGGUCCUACCAAUACCAGGGCGCUUGGCCGCGCAAUGGUUUCCUUCUAAUGAACUCUCGACCGCUACGUGUUUGGGUAUUUUUGGUAACCAAAUGGGAGUUGCUUUGGGUUUUCUCUUGCCGCCCAUAAUAGUGAAGAAUCACGAAAAUCUAGAUGAUACUGGCAACGAUCUAUCACGUUUAUGCUGGACCCUUGUAAUCAUUACCACGACUGUAUUCCUUCUAGUGCUCAUACUAUUUCAGGAAGAGCCGAAAUUGCCGCCGAGCGAAUCGCGGGCGCUGCAAAAAUUGAAUCGAUCGAAGAGAAAGGGGGAAUUGAUUGGACCGAUUAAAAGACUUUACAAAAAUAAAAACUUCAAUAUGCUUUGUAAUUCUCACGGCUUGAGUAUCGGCGUACUGAAUGCUGUGUCUACGUUACUUAAUCAAAUAUUCCUUGUGCACUUUGAGAAUGGAGAAGAAGAUGCGGGUAGAAUUGGAUUAUGUAUGGUUAUCAGUGGUACGAUUGGUGCUGUUGUUUUGGGUAUCAUCCUUGACAAAACACAUAAAUUCAAAGAGACUGCCGUAACUGUUUACUUUCUCUCAUUGUGCGGUCUAGUACUAUUUUCGGUAUUUAUUUAUUGCGGUAUAAAAUGGAUGGUAUACGUGUCGUCGAUUCUUCUAGGAUUUUUCAUGUCGGGAUACUUUGCAUUGGGAUAUGAGUUGUGCACCGAAUAUACAUAUCCGGAGUCGGAGAAUUUAACCGCGGGAAUCUUAAAUAUAGCAAAUAAUCUUUAUGGAAUGAUACUUGUUAUAAUAUUGGGAAUAUUAUUAAAAGAGUACGGCGAUAUUCCAGUACACAUUGUCUCAAGCUCGAUUCUGUUGUUCGGUUUCAUCUUAACUAUUUUAACGAAAGAUGAGCAAAGACGUCAGGAUGCAAAGAAGAAAGCUCAGAUCGAAGGAACUGUGAGGCUAGAGAACGACAACAUUGAUAAUGUUCCAGAAACCGACCAACUAACUUAUAAUACCAAUUAAUUCGAUGUGAAUAUUGAAAAAAAAUUGUUCAUCUUAUAUUUAUAUAUACGUAUUUUUUUUAGAUAAUCCUGAUUUUAUGCUGGUUUUUUAUGUAUACUUUAACAUCUUUAAACAAUGUACAAUUGUAAUAAUAAAUUUUAAUGGAUAAA
Messenger RNA from Camponotus floridanus (Florida carpenter ant), 1645 nucleotides. RefSeq names its product feline leukemia virus subgroup C receptor-related protein 2-like. The record is from RefSeq and is a predicted model, not a curated record. NCBI's taxonomy places the organism in Eukaryota, Metazoa, Arthropoda, Insecta, Hymenoptera, Formicidae. Gene Ontology annotation, molecular function: heme binding; heme transmembrane transporter activity. Bases 48 to 1496 code for a protein of 482 amino acids. Gene Ontology annotation, cellular component: membrane. Gene Ontology annotation, biological process: heme export; transmembrane transport. The transcript is spliced from 7 exons.